This is a messenger RNA of Amorphotheca resinae ATCC 22711, 1938 nucleotides long. RefSeq lists its product as hypothetical. NCBI's taxonomy places the organism in Eukaryota, Fungi, Ascomycota, Leotiomycetes, Helotiales, Amorphothecaceae. Gene Ontology annotation, molecular function: chromatin binding; protein binding. Gene Ontology annotation, cellular component: synaptonemal complex; cohesin complex. Bases 1 to 1938 code for a protein of 645 amino acids. The transcript has 2 exons. Gene Ontology annotation, biological process: replication-born double-strand break repair via sister chromatid exchange; synaptonemal complex assembly; mitotic sister chromatid cohesion. The record is from RefSeq and is a predicted model, not a curated record.
AUGUUCUAUUCCGAAACUCUUCUUUCAAAGACCGGGCCUUUGGCCCGCGUCUGGCUCUCGGCCAACCUGGAGCGCAAGCUUUCUAAGAACCAUAUCUUACAAGCAAGUGUCAAGGACAGUGUCGAGGCUAUUGUUACGCCCAAUCAAGCACCCAUGGCUCUGCGACUCAGUGGCCAGCUUCUGCUGGGUGUUGUGAGAAUCUAUAGUCGAAAAGCGCGUUAUUUACUCGACGAUUGUAACGAGGCGCUCAUGAAAAUCAAGAUGGCCUUCCGUCUUUCUGGCAACAAUGAUAUCCCUGCCGGCCUGCAUAUGCCAUCUCGAGAUGCUCUAAUGCUCCCAGAUGUCCUCACAGAAGGGGAUAACCUCGAAAUGCCACCCUUACCAGACGCGUCGUUCCUUCUGUCACAAAUCGAUGAUGAAUCGCAUAUCGGUCGCAAGCAUCGAGCUGGAAGCCGUGAUAUAAACUUACGGGAGGAUUAUCAAGGUAGUCAAUUCUUGCAAAACAGCAUUGAAAACGAAAAUACUUUUGACGAGGAAGAACUUGCUUUGGAUCCCAUGGAUGAUAUCGACCUUGGUUUGGAUUAUGGCCUUGAUAUUGACGACAACAUGCAAUCGAAAAACGAUCAAAGUAUCGAAAUUGGAAGAGAUGCACCCGCGGCUCGACGUGCGGAAGAUGAUUUGCUGAGCGAGCUUGAUGUUCAAGUACCUGCCAAGGAAGUAGAACCCGCUGGAGACGGUGAUGUGACUCUUGACCUCGGGUUUGCGGGCGAUGCCGCCAUUCGUAUGGCAGAUGAUGACGGAGACGUUGACAUGUACGGCAUUGGUGACCAACCGGACGUCUCUGCUCUACCGGCAGCUCCUACCAUCGAUCGCGCAAGAAUUUCUGAGUCCCCUCUUUCGGACAUCGAUGAGACCGUGGUUCAAGAGGUCGAGGCCGCAUACCAACAAAAUCUGGACUCCACACUAUAUGAGCCAGAAGAGGAGACCGAACAGUCAAUCCACCGAAAUCCCGCGCAGCGUGCUAGAAAACAGAGACUGCUACAACCCGAUUCACAAACUACGAUUCCUAACUCGCAAAUCAAAGAACAGCAAGCAAACCGCGAUAAAAUCACCCGGCCUCAAUCGUUUCUACCUCGUGACCCUGAGCUCCUUGCUCUCAUGGAGAUGCAGAAGAACGGAGGCUUCGUCUCAAACAUCAUGGGUGAAGGACGAAGCAGAGGCUGGGCUCCGGAACUCAGGGGAAUGCUUUCAUUAAGUGCAGUGCAGAAGACCAGCCAGCUGAAGCGCAAGCGUGACAGUGGCGUUGCAGACAUGGGGAGCGAUGCUGAAGAAGGGCCACACAAAUCACCACGACUAGAACUGGGUGAAGAUGAGGAGGAAGUAAGAGAGAAUCUCGGCGACGCAGGUCUAGGAGGAGAGGAUACUACCGUCAUUGCAGCGGAUGCCACUGUUAUGGAGAUGCCUGGUGAUGAUGGAUUUAUGGUGAAUGUGGAAGAUGAGGAGCACAAUGCCAGUGCUGGCCUUGUUGAAUCUCCCGGACCCAAUUUCGACGAGACUACUGCACCAUUGGUACACCCUGCAGAUAGCGGGCCUGUGUCUCUGGGCACCAAACACGCAGUUCACCUUCUCCGCGACAGAUUCGGCCCCGAGGCUGCCAACAGCCCAGACAAGAGAAAGAAAGCCACCGUACUGUUCCAGGACCUGUUACCGGAAGAAACAACAAGCAAGGCAGAUGCUACCAAGAUGUUCUUUGAGGUUCUAGUUCUAGCGACGAAAGAUGCCGUCAAGGUCGAGCAACAAGAUACUCCCCUUGGUGGCCCAAUCCGGAUACGGGGAAAGAGAGGUUUAUGGGGAGAUUGGGCUGAACGGGAAGCGGGCGGGGAGAUCGAGGAGGAAUCCGCUCCCGAAGCAUCAAGGCCCGUGGCCGUCUCUGCAUAA